AUGGGGUUUCAAUCUUUUCCGAUCUCUGAAAUGGACGGUACCGACGACGAAAUGCAGCACGAAGCGAUGUUCGCAAAACGAGGUUGUUGUUUUAUCCUCCCUUGUCUCGGAUCAUCUCAGCCGUCUAGUCACGGCGGAUCCGUUUGGUGGCAACGAAUCAGAACCGUCGAUAAAUUAGAGCCAGAGGAGCGAUGGUGGAUGUCCGGUUGGAAUAAGAUGAGAGAAUGGUCUGAGAUUGUGGCUGGACCUAAAUGGAAAACAUUCAUUCGCCGGUUUGGUCGGAAUCACUGCUGCGGUGGAGGUGGAGACGGAGGUUUUAACCGGCCGGAUACGGUUAGUUUCCGGUACGAUUCGUGGAGUUAUUCGUUGAAUUUCGACGACGGGAAACAAACCGGUCGGUUCGAGGAUGAGUUUCCUUACCGUGAUUACUCGUUAAGGUUCACGGCUCCGUCUUUGCCGGUAUCUACGAAAUGCUCUAUUGAUUUUGACAACGAUGACUACGCGCCGCCGCUGAUUUAG
Molecule: messenger RNA, 519 nt
Organism: Arabis nemorensis
Lineage: Eukaryota; Viridiplantae; Streptophyta; Magnoliopsida; Brassicales; Brassicaceae
Source: the annotation of a GenBank genome assembly